AUGUCACUUGAAGAUAUCUUGAACAACCUCCGCAACCCCAACAAACGGUUCAACCGUAUAAACUUGGGAUUCGUAUCACCAACCAUUUUGAAAUGGAGAAUCACCGACUUGAUUCUAAUUGUUAUUCUAAUCAUCUUGUACAUCGUAUUAUACAACAUCAAGCCAUUCCACAGACAAUUUUUCAUCAAUGAUCUAACCAUAUCACAUCCAUUUGCUGAGGUUGAAACUGUGGGAGGUACUGCAUUGUUUGUGUACUCGACAUGGAUCCCAUUGGCAAUCGUGAUAGUCGUAUCCUUGCUACUCACGACACCACAAUACAAAUUGUACAAUACCUACGUUGCCGUGAUUGGAUUGUGUUUGAGUGUAUUAAUUACAUCGGUAGUUACUGAUGUCUUGAAGAACUGGAUUGGUCGUCUUCGUCCUGAUUUCUUGGCCAGAUGCAUCCCAGAUCCAUCAACACCCAUUAAUACACUUGUGUCUAUUGAAGUGUGUACGACAGACAACUUGGGACGGUUGGAAGAUGGGUUUAGAACCACCCCGUCGGGACAUUCGUCACUAAGCUUUGCAGGAUUGAGCUUUUUGGCGUUGUUUUUACUUGGCCAGCUACAGGCCCCAAACACCAAAGUUGGGAGCUGGAGGACCUUGAUUGGCGCCGCACCUUUCUUGAUGGCUGCGUAUAUUGCUUUGAGCAGGACCAGGGACUAUAGACACCAUUUUGUUGAUGUCUUACUUGGCAGUUUAUUGGGCUUGGGUAUUGGGUUUUGGUCGUAUUUGAGAUUGUUUCCUUGGAUUAGCCAUGAAAAGAGUUAUGACAAUUUUAUCAUCAUUGAAGAGGAAAGUCAAGAGUCCAAUAGUAAACUUGGUCAAGAAGAUGACCCCAACUAUACUAGAUUAAGCGAUGUAUAA
Molecule: messenger RNA, 906 nt
Organism: Lodderomyces theae
Lineage: Eukaryota; Fungi; Ascomycota; Pichiomycetes; Serinales; Debaryomycetaceae
Gene: DPP3
Product: bifunctional diacylglycerol diphosphate phosphatase/phosphatidate phosphatase
Exons: 1
Coding region: 1-906 (301 amino acids)
Biological process (GO): phospholipid metabolic process
Molecular function (GO): phosphatidate phosphatase activity
Source: RefSeq, a predicted model, not a curated record